Molecule: messenger RNA, 201 nt
Organism: Debaryomyces tyrocola
Lineage: Eukaryota; Fungi; Ascomycota; Pichiomycetes; Serinales; Debaryomycetaceae
Source: the annotation of a GenBank genome assembly
AUGACUGAAUCCUCCAGAUAUCUAGUUUUAGAACUUCUCUUAUAUCUUGCAAUAUUUAAAUGUGUUGAAGACGAAUUGGAGAUUUACGAUUACCAUUAUUUUUUUCCAGAAUUGGAGCUGAUCACAAAUAGUACAGCCCUCUUAGAUAUCACAGUAAGUGAAUUUCCAUUCGAAGAAGUAAAGAAGGUUAAAGACAAUUAA